Tuber aestivum (summer truffle) is the source of this 1228-nucleotide messenger RNA. The record is from the annotation of a GenBank genome assembly. Lineage: Eukaryota; Fungi; Ascomycota; Pezizomycetes; Pezizales; Tuberaceae.
ACCACACCCGCUUUGUUUUAUCCACACAGCCACCACAGUCCUUCAAAUCAUCCGACCAAUCCCAAUUAAUCAUUAAAACUUUCUACGGGUCACAAAACCCCCAAUCUCUACAGAAUGCUUGUUUUCCUUCAAAAAUGCCUGGCUCUCUUUAACCUCUUCACCCUAGUCCUCUCGACUAUCACCUUCGGCAAAGAUACCUCCAGCGGUGCCCUCACCUACGGCUACUCCGGAUCCACCGGUCCCAACCUCUGGCACAAGAUUUCUGUGGAAUGGAAAGAGUGCGCAACCUCCAACCAGCAGACCCCCAUCAACAUCCGCUCCGGGUCUACUGCAGCCGCCCAAGGCUCCCGAUUCUUGUACCCUCCAGUUUCCAUGUUCGAAGUUUUCUAUGAGGCAUAUGCGCUGAGGGUCCAAUUGGCUCCGAGGAAUCCUCAGGAGUUUGUGGCCGUGCUGGGAGGGCGUAGGUAUAAGCUCGUGCAAUUUCAUUUCCAGUUACCAGGAGAGCAUACCUUUGAGGAUGAGUACUUUCCGGUGGAGAUUCACUUUGUUCAUGAGAGUGUCGAUGGUGAGUUUUCCCUUUCUUCUUUUGGGUGGUAUUUUUUUUAAUUGAUAUUUUCUAGUACCCGGGCAGCUUGCGGUCGUUGGUGUCUUCGGUGACUUCUUGAAAGGAACCGGAGCACCCGACCCAGUCUUUCCCUCUCUCAAAACCCAAUUGGAGGUAUUACUCAGGAGAAAAGAUGCCCGUCUACCUGUAUCGGUAGAUCUCAAGUGAGAGUUUCCUCAUUUUCUCCUUUGCCUUCCCUCUUACUCACCACCUACUCUCUUUCCUUUAGGGGCGUCAUAGAAAACAUCGAAACCUCUACAAUCCGUUACUACAACGGCUCUCUUCCAUUCCCACCUUGCUCCGAUGGGGUCUUCUGGUAUGUCUCUGAGACGCCUGUUCGCCUCCGCAAUGAGGAAUUCCAGGACCUCAAGAAAAUUACCAAGUUCAAUUCCAGACACACUCAGAACGAUCUCGGCCUGCCGAACUUACUGGAAAUGGCUUGUUCUAGUGCGCAGUGUCUGAAUGGGGCGACAUGAGUUGGCAGAUAAAAAAUGAGCAAAGUCUUUUUUCUCACAAAUAAAUAAAUGAUAGAUUGUUUGGGGGGGCGCUUUGUGUUUUGUGCUUUAUGUUUUUCUCUGUUCUUUCUUUCCUCCCCCCUAGGUUCAAUGCUAUAGUUUUCACCAA